Messenger RNA from Drosophila takahashii, 1403 nucleotides. RefSeq names its product guanine nucleotide-binding protein subunit beta-2 (gene Gbeta76C). Gene Ontology annotation, molecular function: protein binding; signaling receptor complex adaptor activity. NCBI's taxonomy places the organism in Eukaryota, Metazoa, Arthropoda, Insecta, Diptera, Drosophilidae. The record is from RefSeq and is a predicted model, not a curated record. Gene Ontology annotation, biological process: G protein-coupled receptor signaling pathway. Gene Ontology annotation, cellular component: cytoplasm; heterotrimeric G-protein complex.
AGUUUAUUGUGCGACUCCGUGCGGCUGAAAACUAUAUCAAUCGUCCUCGCAAGUAUUGCUCGCGUCCUCCUUUAAUUAAUGCUUAAUCAUGCCAAAAAUUGAUGCCGAAACACAAAAACUUUACGACGAAAUCAAUGGCAUGAUACAGAAGUUUAAGGAUGAUCAAAAAUCUAAAGCUGAUUGCACGUUGGCCGACAAAUGCGGCGACAUGGGGGAUGUCACCAAGAUUCGAUUCUCGUCGAAGAAGAUCCUCAAGGGCCACAUCAACAAGGUAAACUCGGUGCAUUUCGCAGGAGACUCGCGUCACUGCGUCACCGGAUCUCUGGAUGGCAAGCUGAUUAUUUGGGACACCUGGACCGCCAACAAGGUGCAGAUCAUCCCGUUGCGAUCCGCCUGGGUGAUGACGGUGGCCUUCUCGCCAUCGGGCAACUUUGUGGCCUGCGGCGGAAUGGACAACCAGUGCACCGUGUACGAUGUGAACAACCGAGAUGCCUCCGGAGUGGCCAAAAUGGUCAAGGAGCUGAUGGGCUACGAGGGAUUCCUUAGUUCCUGUCGAUUUCUGGAUGACGGGCAUCUGAUCACCGGCUCGGGGGACAUGAAAAUCUGCCAUUGGGAUCUGGAGAAGGGCGUCAAGACGAUGGAUUUCAAUGGACAUGCUGGAGAUAUAGCUGGUCUAUCGCUUUCGCCCGAUAUGAAGACUUAUAUCACUGGCUCUGUGGAUAAAACUGCCAAGUUGUGGGAUGUACGCGAAGAAGGCCACAAGCAGAUGUUUUUCGGCCAUGACAUGGACGUGUCUUCCGUCUGUUACCAUCCAAGUGGCUACGGGUUUGCCUCCUGCUCGGAGGAUCAAACAGCGCGAAUGUACGACUUGAGGGCGGACCAGCAAAUCGGGCUGUACGAGCCGCCCCAGAAGAACACGGGCUUCACUUCGUGCGCGCUAUCGACCAGCGGACGCUACCUCAUGUGCGGCGGCAUUGAGGGCAACGUGCACUCGUGGGACACAAUGAAGCAACGGCACACGGGCACACUGUCUGGUCACGAGAACCGCAUCACUUGCAUCAGCCUGUGCCCCAAUGGCAUGUGUCUAUCGUCCACCAGUUGGGAUCAGCAAGUGCGUCUGUGGCUCUAAUCGGCUCCGAUCCGGGUUCAAUUUCGUCGAAAAUUAUACGUGCAGUUUGUUUGCAAACUCAAGUCGCAUUACAUUAACUCAGUUUACGAAAUUUAGCUGAUUAUUUUGUUUCGGAUCUGCAGAAUUCUUUUAUAAUUGUGUAAAAUUGCAAGCAAAGCGUGCGUAUAAUUAUAAUAUUUAAUUGCUUAAUUAACUAACGAGAACGUAGCCUCCAGAAUUUAGAAAGUGCAAAUUGGAAGUGCGAUAAUAAAAUGUAUGAAGUAGUACUACCAAA